UUGAAAACCUUAAUACUGGAAGGCAACUACAUAACGGACAGAGGAGCGAUGACACUCUUCAGAGGACUGCAAGGAGGCUCUAACACUCUAGAGACUCUUGUGCUGUCCCAGAAUGUGAUUGGAAAUAGAGGAGCCAAGAUGAUCUCGGAUUUCCUCAAGGAGUCGAGCGCAUUGCUGACGUUGGACCUGUCAUGGAAUCAGAUCGUUGAAGAGGGAUGUUCCAACAUCUUCGAUGGGAUGACGACGAAUCAAGUCCUCGAACAGCUCAACCUGUCUCAGAAUAGGAUAGGACACGAGGGAGGAGUUAGUCUCAGCAAUAUGUUGAAAGUCAACAAGUCGCUGAAAAAGUUGAGCGUCAGCAGCUGUCACAUCCCGGAAAGCUGCGGAGGAAUGCUCGCCGACUCAAUCUUUGUCAAUGCAAGUAUCGUAGAGCUGGACUUGAGCUGGAACCUGUUGGGU
Molecule: messenger RNA, 459 nt
Organism: Guillardia theta CCMP2712
Lineage: Eukaryota; Cryptophyceae; Pyrenomonadales; Geminigeraceae
Exons: 1
Biological process (GO): activation of GTPase activity; nucleocytoplasmic transport
Cellular component (GO): cytosol; nucleus; perinuclear region of cytoplasm
Molecular function (GO): GTPase activator activity; small GTPase binding
Source: RefSeq, a predicted model, not a curated record